AUGGCCUCCACAUCGACCUCCGGAUCCAGCUCGUCUUCUCGCUUGACCCAGGUCGGCGAGGAAGUGCCCCGCAACGAUUCGGACCUGCCUCCAAAGUUCACGCCCCAGCACAGUUUCGAGCUGCAAGAAGCAGAUGUUCUCCCGUCCGCGACAGCACCCAGACCGCUCGGACGUCGGCUGCAGAGGGCCUUCUUGCUCGACCAUCCGCGCGUGCGCCGUAUAUGGCUCUACUUCCGAGGUCCGAGGCCCAAAGUAGACCUGCCAGCCCCCACCCCAUUCCUCAGCUUGACGCUGCACGCAGGGCGGAGAGCCUACAGCGUUGCUCUCGAACCCGCAUGGAUCCGUUUGACCCGCGCGCUCACGAAUCCAUGGCUCUUCGCACUGCUUGCCGCAGGAUACAUCAUUGGCUUCGCGUUCUUCGCGCGCGCGCAGUCCUUCCUCACCCCGGCGGAUUCGUUCAUCGGGUGCACAGCGACGUACUGGUCAGCAAACGACGGGUGCGGUUUGGAUGGCCAGUUUUGCGCACCAUUCGACAACGCGACGUUCGAUUUCCGAUGUCCGGCACAAUGCAGCUCUGUCGUGCUGCAGAACCCCAGGACGGUCGGCGAUGAGCAAGUCGAUUUCGUACCUCUCAUCGUGGGCGGUGGCGAUGAGGAUGGGACAUACCGAGGAGAUUCCUUCAUAUGUGCCGCUGCUGUGCAAGCAGGUCUCAUCAGCAACUCCCGGGGUGGUUGUGCUACGCUAGAACUCACCGGCAACUUCUCGAAUUACCUCCCGUUCACCGGACACGGUCUCACAUCAAUCGGCUUCCCCACUGUAUUCCCCCUCUCAUUCCGGUUCAACCCAACAACAUCCCUGCAUAGCUGCUCCGACCUACGCAACGAAGCACUGGCAUUCAAUAUCCUCAUCACUGCUCUCCUAUUCCUCGUCCUCCGACCAAAGCCUAUCGUCUUGUACUGGUGCCUGGUGUGCAUCGGAUUUUGGCAUGUCACUCUCUUUUCGCAACCACAGGCGAGCCCCCCACCUCUCGACGUUGCUUUCGAGCAAUUCCUCCCCACACUCUUCGUCGCGUAUGCGUUCUGGCGGCUCGCGUUUCAGCACACGCUCCCUGCGUUCCGGAGGACCCCUAUCGAAGCUUCCGUCUGGUAUCUUGCGCCGUACUGGGCCGGAGUCCUCACCAACCUGACCACGGACAAGAUUCCCAUAGACCGCCUCACCGCGUCCGAUAUCUCGUCACGACCGGGAGCGUUGACCGCACUCAUAAUCAUCGUUGUCAUAAUUCUGGUCAUCGCGAUCAACCAGGUGAGGGUGAUCAGGAAGACAGGAUGGCUCCCGUGGUACCUCGGGUGGUAUAUCGCGGGCGGCCUCGUCGUUCUCGUCCUCUCACAGCUGCCAGGGCUGGAGUUUAGGUUGCACCACUAUAUCCUCGCGAUGGUUCUCAUGCCUGGAACCGGGUUCCCGACCCGACUCUCCGCAAUAUACCAAGGCUUCCUGCUGGGAAUGUUCCUCAACGGAGUUGCCGCCUUCGGCUUCGACUCUAUUCUGCAGACUCCCGCUGAUCUGCGGCGCGAUGCCCCGCUUGGCUCGGACUUGCCGUCUUUCGCCACGAACUCGACCAACUUCAACGCUUCGACACCGUUCCUCAACCAGACUAUCUUCUGGAACGCCCUUCCAGAUGGCGAGGGGUGGGACGGUUUUGCCCUCUUGGUCGACGACGUCGAACGGUACGCCGGCACGGCCCUAAACUACACCCUCUCUGCACUUGACCCGAGCCUCCUACACUUCUUCCGGCUCGCAUUUACGAGCUCGGGGUCAACCGGCGACUUUACCAUGGCUGCCACGCUCUAUCCCAACGGAACGUGGGUGGACCCUCUGCCGGGGCCCUCGUAAUAGACUCGGAUAGCUUUUCCUUCAUGGGUUACAGCGGACUUCUCUCAGCGUAGUCUUCUUCAUUGGGCUUGUAAGUAUACUCUUCACGGACGCUGAACUAAAGUUGUAUUCUCCACACACGCUCCGGCUUCGACCGCCGUAGCCCCGAGUGUGCUGCGAACGUCUUCCUGCGGCGGCGGGGUGCAGCAGCGCUCCGGCUGCGACCCUUGUAGUCCUGCUCGCGCGGGGCAGCGGUGAGUGCUUCUAGCGUCUA
Messenger RNA from Trametes versicolor FP-101664 SS1, 2143 nucleotides. RefSeq lists its product as uncharacterized. The record is from RefSeq and is a predicted model, not a curated record. NCBI's taxonomy places the organism in Eukaryota, Fungi, Basidiomycota, Agaricomycetes, Polyporales, Polyporaceae. Bases 1 to 1890 code for a protein of 629 amino acids. The transcript is spliced from 5 exons.